Molecule: messenger RNA, 657 nt
Organism: Penicillium canariense
Lineage: Eukaryota; Fungi; Ascomycota; Eurotiomycetes; Eurotiales; Aspergillaceae
Product: YbhB/YbcL family Raf kinase inhibitor-like protein
Exons: 1
Coding region: 1-657 (218 amino acids)
Source: RefSeq, a predicted model, not a curated record
AUGGCGAUCGUCCUCAAAUCUCUGCAGUUCGCCUCGGGCUGGCUAUUAUACCCCAUUCGCGGCCAUGAUACUCGCCAGAUCAUCUACGACCCGGCCUUUAAGGACCAUCCCAAACCCAAUAUUUCCCUCGAAGCCGUCGAAUGUGGCCCCUCUGGCUCGCCAUUGCUUCGUCACCACACCUGUCUGGCGGAAGACGGCAUCGGCUGCCUUCCUGAACUGCGCUGGACGCCUCCGGAGUGCGACGAGCCAGUCAAGGAAUACGUGUUGAUUUGUGAAGACAUCGACAUCCCAAUUCCCUGCCUCGUCGUCCAUCAUGGCCUGUUCUGGGCUAUUCCACCCUCAGUACACACGGCAACCCCGGCAGAUGUCAAGGAGCGGGAAGGCGCCGCCAAGGAACGCCAAACCGCGGCUGGCUGGCGCUUCAUCCCGAACCCGAUGGGCACGGCCUACGGCGGUGCCGGUGCUCCCUACGGACAUGGGAGCCACCGCUACGUGUAUACCAUCAUCGCCCUGGAUGCUCCCUUGGACUUUGAACACCCCAAAAAGGCCACCAAAAACGACAUCAAACACGCCAUGAUCGGUGAAGUCAUCGGCUGGGGGCAGUGGGUCGGUACGUUUGAGCGUACCUGGUCCUGGAAGAUGUUGCGUCCCCUUUGA